Messenger RNA from Penicillium cinerascens, 294 nucleotides. RefSeq lists its product as uncharacterized. The transcript is spliced from 2 exons. The coding region runs from base 1 to 294 and encodes 97 amino acids. The record is from RefSeq and is a predicted model, not a curated record. Lineage: Eukaryota; Fungi; Ascomycota; Eurotiomycetes; Eurotiales; Aspergillaceae.
AUGACACAACCGAUCCGAACAUUAUCUGUGCGCAGAUUAGCAGUGCAACAACCGCGAUCGAUGGCUAAUCGGACCUGGCUACCGCCGAUACAUACGACUGCUCGGAGGAGCUACUCCGCCCGUGACAAAGUAAACGAGGCAGAACCCGGGGGCCAGCGGCGACUAAUAAUUGCUGCGUGCGUUGCUGUGCCAACUUUGGGCGUCUUGUGGAUGCGCAGCGGGAAACAGACCCUCGAUGAUGCUGGCCGAGGUGCCAAUCAAGAGUACAAAAAAAGUGCCGAGGGCAAUAAAUAA